Molecule: messenger RNA, 1368 nt
Organism: Yarrowia lipolytica CLIB122
Lineage: Eukaryota; Fungi; Ascomycota; Dipodascomycetes; Dipodascales
Source: RefSeq, a predicted model, not a curated record
AUGCUUAUAGCUUUAUCAGACUUAGAUUGUGCACUCUCAUAUGGCAAGCCCCAAAAAAUGACGCCUGGAUUGGACACGGUGCCCCAGGAGAUUCUGGAGCAAAUAUGUGUGGAUUGCGAUCCCUGGAGCAUCUAUCAACUGUCAAAUACCUCGAAAUCGCUCAGAGUAUCUCUUCUGGAGUGGAUGCCACAGCUCCUGAAGAGCUCCUUAGUCACAACAUUCUUUCCCCUGGACAAAGAUGCUUUUGCAUCCUAUGAUUAUCUCGGGCUCAAGAAGCGGAUCAGCAAGGAAAUGUCAGUAUCCGUCCCUCUCACUCUCGAAGAGGCUAUAACCCGCAGCCUGGCUAUUCAGAAGAAUCGCACCUCCAAUCUGCCCCUAGUGGUGAAGACUGACGAGUUUGUGCACCCUGAUGCCAAUUUGGCAGUUGGAAAGACCCAUUCCUGGAUAGGAGUUGAGUACGAGCCUGCACAGGACUCGAAUCUCUUGGUUCUGUCUGUAAAUGGCCUCUUUGCCAUCUACGAGAUCAACUACACAGAUGGAAGCAUCAAGCUGAUGCAUUUGUCAGAGAAAGAUUCCUGGUGGAGAUCAAAUGAAGGCUGGCUGGUGUCUGGAGACGCCGAGUGGAAGCUCGAUUUCACCUUCAGUGAUGCCCCCGAAUGCACCUCUCAUCAUCCGUACGCGGUGGAGUUUGUUUCGCGCAACCGCAAGUCCGCGGUGGUGCACCGACGACGAAUAAUGGCCUAUAAGCUGGGGGAGGCCCAGGAACUCAAGUUCGAAGUCAACAGAAAAUACGACGUGGCCAAAAAGUGGUGGAACUUCAACGACCGGUUCUCCAUUGCACGCUUCAUACCCAGAGAUAGAAGGGACUCCAACUGCCAGCUGUUCUUGGUAAACUGGGAGACCAUGACCACCCAGUUUCUGGCGGCCACUCCAGUCUGGGACUCAAACUACUUUCAGUUUCAGAAUGGAUUCGUAUACAUGAACGAGGGCAGCAUAAAACUUCGGGUCAUGAACAAGCUGGGGAAGUUACUUUGGUUCCAGGUCACCGACGACAAUAAUCUGCGUGUCAACCGGUACUACCCCAACUGGGAGAUCACGACCAUGUUUCAACGACACUCAUGGACACCCAACGAUGAUGCCAAGCAGGUUUUUGGCAUGGUGGACAACAUCCCUCAUCUCUGGUCGUUUAGCUGGGAGUUCCAGGCGUGGUUUGCUACUCAGGUCUUCUCAGAAGUCCCGUCCUGGAAAGCCGGAGACGACUGGGAAGGGUGGCAAGGUCGAGUGGACAUCUCCACAUGGAAUAAGGACUCCCCUCCACCUCCAGUCGCGCGUCGACAAUAUAGAGUGAUGCAUAGGAGGGAAGGGUAG